GGCACCGGCACCGCCCCGCUCCCCGCCCCGCGCGGAGCCGCCGCCGAGUUCGGCCGAGCCGCCUGGGGAGCUGCUGCCGGAGCCGGCCCCCGCCAUGGGCACUGUGCGCGGGCGGAUGCGCUGCAUCAAGAUCCUGCUGUUCAUCUUCAACCUGACCUUCUGGCUGGCAGGAUUGGCUGUCAUUGCCUUUGGUCUAUGGCUGAGGUUUGGUGGAGUUAUGGCAGACUUCGCUACAGAUAAAAGGUCUCCAGAGUAUUUCUUCAUGGGGCUCUAUGUGUUGGUGGGAGCAGGAGCUAUCAUGAGCGCAGUUGGAUUUUUUGGGUGCUGCGGAGCCGCGCGGGAGUCUCAGUGCUUACUUGGAGCAUUCUUUGCUUGCCUGUUGGUGAUAUUUGCAGCUGAGGUCACUGCUGGGGUAUUUGCAUUUAUAGGCAAGAAGGUGGCAAUACAGGAAGCCCAGAAAAUCUAUGAAGAUAUUUAUGAUGACUACAUGAGAAACCCAGGUGGGAAGGUCAACAGGACCAUCUAUCACUUACACUUGGCUCUCCAAUGCUGUGGUAAAGAUAAUGUGGAACAACAAACAGGAUUACCCUGCCCAGAGAAUAUCCAGUUGCCAAAGAACUGCCUGGUUGAAAUCCAGAAUGUAAUUGAUGCUAAUCUGCAUUUACUUGGAAUUGUUGGAAUUGCAAUUGCUGGCAUCACAAUCUUUGGCAUGAUAUUCAGCAUGGUUCUGUGCUGUGUGAUCCGUAACACAAGAGACAUGAUCUAAAACUUUCACUGCACAACUAUGUUCCAGGAGUUCCAGACUAAGCUUUCCAAGAAGUGCUCUUCUACCCAGUUUUAAUAAUUGUAAUGUAUUUAAUUCGUGUUUUAACAUACUGAGAGGAGAAUACCCCAUUAGAUGAGCAGGUGAACUGUAUUAGUUGCAGUAAAACUGACAUGAACAAGAAAAAAAAGGGUUUAAAAAUGUACUUUUUAAUGAAGAGAAGCAAAGGUGUGUGUAAGACUAAUUUGAUGUUUAAUGUCUGUAUAUGUGCAAUUAAGAGUUUACAUUGUGUGGGCACAUGCAAAGCUCUCCUUACAAAUACUUGUGCAUGUGAGCAGGUACCUUGUUUAGGUGAGUGUGUGGUGUGUGUGUGCACAGCUGCAUGCUUAUUCUUCCAGUGUCUCACCCAGAGUGAGAACACACAAGAGUGUAACACACACCCCCAGGCAGAGAGUGCCUGAAACCCUUUUCUACUGAGCCCCUGUUUGCCAAGGAUUACCAGAAGAACAAAUGCCAUUGUAAAAAUUAAGAGCCAUAAUCCAUUUUGUAACUGCUCUUUCCAAAGCCCAAACAGAGUAGAAUUAAUAAAACUGGACUUUGUUUUAAAAUGUUAAUUAAUGCCCAAGGGCCUGCUCCAGCCAACUCUAAUGCAUGUGAGUAGACCUACUGACUUCCCUGUCACACAGAGAUUGGAUUUGGGUUUUUUUUAGGACUGGACCCUUCAUGCACAUGCAGAAAGCUCUGGGGGAGAAAGCUAAAGAAAGAGGGGGAACGAGGUGGGAAGCUGGCAAGAUAAUGCAGUCAUUUGGGUGCGAUUGCAGUGUGAAACGUGCUUAAGCUUGCCAAGCUAGCCUGAGACACAUACCAUAGAUACAGAUGAGUUAAAGGGGACACUAAAACCUCCAUUCAGAAGUCCCUUUAACAUGCAAGACCCUUUGCUAUACAAUGCUGGCACAGGAGUGGAGCCUAUAUCCAGAAAAGCAGCAGCUUUGUCAGAUCCUCUGCAGAACCUAACAGGCCUGUGGAAGCCAACUGAAGAGUGAAAAUGGUCGGGAAAGGACAACACAGCACUUUAAAAUCAUCUGUUUCUGCUUCUGUGACUAUCACAGCUUCCAUGGGACUCUUACCUCAACCUCUCACCCUUUCUUGCGGGUGCAAGGCAGGAAAGAAAGAAGAGACCUUUUUACAGAGCCAUAAAGUAAAUUUUCUGACUGCCACCUUUAGAUUGCAUGUCAGGUUAAAGAAGAAAUCCACUGUGUGCUUGAAAUACCUCAGGGCUUGCGUUUACAGAAGUUGUUUCUAGAUUUUUAUUUUUCUAUUUAUCAUAUUUAUUCCUAAGAGAAUGUUCCUUUCAAAGCAGCCCACCAGGGAGGAAGACUGUCCUCCAGAAGGGGAAAAUAAAUUACAUGAAAGGCUCCUGAAUAUCUUCCUAUUUGGCUUACUCGAGCUGAUUCACCAUUCCAGAACAGCUUUUUGCUAACAAUAUGCACAUAGCAGCUCUGUCUCUCUCACUGGUUCGGAUUCUUGAUGCAGUUGUUGCAAAUAUGAUGGGGAAAAGUUCAGCUAAAUUACAUAGCUCAUUGAAAUGGUCCACAGUGUCUAACAGGACUUAGCAUUUACAAGAGGUCUUUAUCCCACUGAGAAACAACAGAAAGAAAGGGGAUUUCAGGAAAUGUGGGCAUUCCAGUAUGCAUAUUGCUGUGGAAUACACAGCCCUCAAGAUAUUCCACCUCCCAAAGAAACUCAAACUGCCAUAGUUUUUCUGGUACUUUGGGAUUGGACCUCCUGUUGCUGUUCCACUUAUCCAACUUGCUGCAUCUUGCUGUCUUUUCAAGUUGCUCAGCCACAAACUGUGACACUGAGACAGCUAUGUGCUAAAUGCUGGGCAUGCAGCAGGCACUGCCAGCUGAGCAGCUUCUGAGCCUAGCUUCAGGUACCCAGCUGAGAGGAGAUGAUGAGAUCGUAAGCAAAAAAAGAGUUAGGCUUGUAUCAUUCCUUUCACAGCAAAUUAAUGCCUCAUGGAAGUAGGGUGUGGGACCUUACUCUGCAAGCACCAAGCCUUGACCUCCUGCUGUCCUAAGAAAGGCUGAACUGGGAGAAUGACACCGACAGCAAACCCAGGAGGGAUAGUUCCUCACAGCAGACAACUGACAUAGACAAAGCAGGUACACUUGAGGUUGUCCUUACAACUAGUUGUGCUCUAAGUCAGUAAUGGGACAGUGUACAUCUGGGCUGCUUUCUCCCUGGGGUAAUACUGACAGAAAGAAGACACUGCUCUAUGGUGUCAUUCAGAGCAAGAUAUCUUUCCAUGGAAACCAGUAAAAAAUAGCACAGUAGAGGAGUCAGUGGUUCAGGUUCCAAGAUUAUUACCCUACAGAGACAGAAAUUUAUCGCAAGCAAAGCUCUUUCCUUCUGUUACACUCCCCUUAACGACAGUGCUUUAUUUGCUUUUAAAAGCCUCUCUAUAUAAUUGCUGUUAUUUCCUCAAAAUUUUAGCACCAGAAUGUAAUGUCCAGACCAGAGUUUCCUUCUUUGUUUACUGUUAAAGUUGGAAGAUGCCCACUCCUGCUUUGGAGAUGCACUGAAUAAAAAGGCAGCUUACAGAAACUUCUGUUGCUUCCCCAGCCCCUCACUCCCCCAGAAGUACAAAACCAUCUCAGUGCCUUAUGAAAAAGAGGAAAAAAAAGGUGGUAAAAAGAAUCCUAUAAAUUCACCCUUGAACUUACUUUCUGAUGUGUUUUGGAUGUGUGGGUUUUGCUUCUUCUUCCUCCUAACAGUGCAUUUGUUUUUCUGACCAUAAUUACUGCUCAUACUCUUGGUUUUCCUGCUGUCUAGGUGUAUGAGCUACCCGCACUGCAUAUCAGGAACAGGACAAUACCAGUUACUGGUUUAGCUCUCCAAGUUAUUGGUGUAAUUACAUGGGAAAUCAGCAUGUUAGGUAUCUAUUAUUGCCUUUAACAGAAUCCAGAGAUGUAGCCUCUUCUGCUGGUUCCUGCUGUUGUGAGGUACAUAAUACAUGUGCCAUUUUCUCUGCAUCUUAGUACUUGGAAGUCUUUAAUUUAUUAAGGAACAGAAAAUACAGCUCUUGUCUCCCUGACAAAGCUGCAAGAAUUAUUGCCUGUUGCUGUUUGAACCUAGCUAGUUAACAACUCACACUCCCAUUCAUUAAAUGCUCAGAUGUCACAGGCAGGGUUAUGGCUAUCAAAACUGACUACGCAGUGCCCACAGUUUGUUGUGCUGCUGCUCUUUCUUUUCAGCUCUUGAAAGUGUAAAACCUUUGGUCUUUAGCAGCAGUACAAAACAAUUUCCAAGACUCACCACACGGUGAGUCUUCAAUAAGAAAGCUUUUCAAAAGCAACAAAUCCAAACCAGUACAGAAACUUCCUUUAAGUCAGUUCAGACUCCAGAACUGCAUGGCAGGAUUUAGUUAGCAAGCCCAAUGCUUGCGUGCACCAGAUACCUAAUACCUGCCAUGUAAGUCAGCAGAAGUACCCUGUUCCUUGCACCUCUUUCAGAGGAAAGCAACAAAAGAUCACAUCCCUCCGUGUGAACAUUCUGAACGCACAUCACACACUUUUUAAAGCGAAUGACUUCAGCAGGAGCCUCAUCUGUUAAAUGAAAACCUCAGCCAGCUUGGAUACCUUGCCGAGUGCACAGGAGCCCUGCAAUAUCCCUACAAUGAAGGUUCCUUUUCACUCCUCUUCAUACUGGAAGUGAGAGUUUUAUGGCAAAAUGUAUUUCAUAUGCACUGAAAAUGAAUUUGAGCUUUCUUAAGCCUUCAAGUGUUACAUUUUGCAGAGCCUUUGGGGGCCACUCAUUAACAGCAUCAGAUGCCGUUCAACGAAAACGUGCACGAAUAAAGCUUUCCAAACGUC
This is a messenger RNA of Pogoniulus pusillus (Red-fronted tinkerbird), 4638 nucleotides long. RefSeq names its product tetraspanin 2 (gene TSPAN2). Bases 95 to 766 code for a protein of 223 amino acids. Gene Ontology annotation, cellular component: plasma membrane. The record is from RefSeq and is a predicted model, not a curated record. Lineage: Eukaryota; Metazoa; Chordata; Aves; Piciformes; Lybiidae. The transcript has 8 exons.